Molecule: messenger RNA, 889 nt
Organism: Pyricularia oryzae 70-15
Lineage: Eukaryota; Fungi; Ascomycota; Sordariomycetes; Magnaporthales; Pyriculariaceae
Exons: 2
Coding region: 392-832 (146 amino acids)
Source: RefSeq, a predicted model, not a curated record
GCUGGCUAUCGACAACAACCACCCGCCUGUGCCGUCGAGCCCACACUUGUUGGGAACUUCGUCUCCAUGGCUACAAACGACCGACAGCUCCGCUGUUUGGACACAGGCCCCUCUCGAUGAAGAGCCGUCAACUGCCGUCAGACGAAUCCUCCGUGCGCCUGAAGGCACGGGGUCGCGUCAGUGAACAAACCUGUAAGCAGGACCGGGCACGAACCCGGUCAGGCUCGAUUCGCUUCUAUGCCCUUGUUUUCCGCUGUGUAAAUAGAGAAAAUAGAAAGCGCGCCGAGAUACCCCUCGGGAGGCUGCUAACGGCCGGCUAAUGAGCCGGGCCGAGCCCGGCGUUAAAUAAUACUACUACUACUACUAUAUUCAACACAUUGAAAAGAAAAAAAUGCGUUUCACGUGUCUUCUUCUUCUUUGCACCGCCACGGUUCAUCUCGGUGCUGCUUCUACAUUGCCCAAAGAUUUCGACGCCAGUCACUGUCCCAAAGUGAAAGAUUUCGACGCCAGUCACUGUCCCAAAAAGGUCGACCCCAGCCUAUGUCCUCGUCGGCCCGGUGGCACUUCUUGCCCAGCAAAUUUCGACCGCAGCCAAUGUUCUGCGGUUCUCAGCAACGCUGGUAACCAUAAAAGAGACCUUUUGGUGCGCCGCGAAGAACCAGAUUUAGGCAGAGAUUUGCUUUGCUGUUGUCUUGAUAUUUGUCUGAUAUUCGUAAACGCUUGGUUGGACUGUCUGCUUGAACAACAACGGAUGAGGGGCCAGCCGGAGGCGGUUAGGCAGGCAUACCGUCAAGGGCGUCACGAUGCAUAUUUCGGAGCCUGGUGGGGGUAGACAAAAAGUGUCACUAAUAGCAAGGUACUGUACUUGUAAAAAGUUAAUAAAUGCUGC